Molecule: messenger RNA, 2433 nt
Organism: Ahaetulla prasina
Lineage: Eukaryota; Metazoa; Chordata; Lepidosauria; Squamata; Colubridae
Gene: EIF2AK2
Product: eukaryotic translation initiation factor 2 alpha kinase 2
Exons: 16
Coding region: 151-1821 (556 amino acids)
Biological process (GO): protein phosphorylation
Molecular function (GO): protein kinase activity; ATP binding
Source: RefSeq, a predicted model, not a curated record
CAGAUUUAACGCGCGAGCCUCGGAGAAACGAAAGUACAGAGCGGUAGUGCUACUCCUCGCCUGCGCUCUGCUGGAGGAGAAGGGCGACGGGGCUUCUUCCCGGGGGAAGAACACCUGCUUCUGCUGCUUCGGUGAGUAUUAGGUUAUAACAUGGCUGACAACCAUAUUGACCCACGUGCAUGCAUGCAAAAACUUAAUGAAUAUUGUCAGAAGAACCUUUUUAAAUUGGAGUACAAAGACAUUGCUAUCACAGGCCCAUCUCAUGAUCGUGUAUUCACUAUAGCAGUUGCCAUUGGCAAGGACCAAUAUGAAUCUGCCAUUGGUAAAACCAAGAAAGCAGCAAAAGCUCUGGCAGCUGUAUUAGCCUGGAAUACCAUACAAGAGCAAAAAAAGGGAGAACUGGAUUCAUGUGAACAGGACAAGGAGUCAACGUUAUCUCCGCUUUCUCUAAGUGUUUCUGAAAGUACAUCUUCAAAUUCAAUUAACUAUGUUUCCUUGCUUAAUGAGUAUGCAUUAAAGAACAAAGUGCAUGUUCAGUAUAACUUGAUAUCUAAAACUGGAUUGGAACAUAAACCAGUCUUUUCUUAUGAGUGUCGGAUUGGUGAUAUGGUAUUUGAUGUUGGAAAAGGAAACAAAGUUCAAGUAGCCAAACUUGAAGCAGCCAAACUAGCAUAUGAAAAGUUGACUAGCUCAUCAACUUUCAGAGCAGAAGAACGUGCUAACUCCAUCAGUGAUUCCUCAGAUACAACAUUUAGUAGUAGUCAAGGACUAUCGAGUGAAGCAUCUGGGAGCAAUACAGAUUUGGAUUCAGAACAGAAGAAGACAUUUGACACAUUUACCAAUGGCAUUCAGCUAAAUGAAACUUCAUCUUCUCAGAACCCUGUCAGUCCACCCAGUCAGUCUAUGAAACCUAAAAGAAAAGAAACACCCUUGGCUGCAAGAUUUUCAAAUCGGUGUACAAGAACAAGUAAAUUCACCAAAAAUGACAGAUUUCUUGAAGACUUUGAUGAUAUAGAGGAAAUUGGUUUGGGUGGAUUUGGAAACGUUUUCAAGGCAAAGAAUACCAUUGAUGGUAGAUUAUGUGCUAUCAAACGCAUCCUACUUUCAGGCAAAAAAGAAAAAGGAGAAAAAGAAAAAAGAGAAGUAAAAGCAUUGGCAAAAUUGGAUCAUGCGCACAUUGUUCGAUAUUAUGCUUGUUGGAGUGGACAAGACAUUUUCCAGUUUCCUGAUAUCAGUGGGGUCAGCUCAGAGCAAUAUGACUGCCUCUUCAUUCAUAUGGAAUUAUGUGAAAAAGGAAAUCUAUCGGAUUGGCUAGAUAAAAAAAUGGGAAAUUCUUGUAAAGAUGUUUCUAUAAUUCUAUUUCAGCAAAUAGUGGAAGGAGUGGAUUAUAUCCAUUCUAUGGAUUUAAUUCAUAGAGAUCUCAAGCCUCUAAAUGUAUUUUUUCAUGGUGAAAAUCACAUAAAAAUAGGUGAUUUUGGGUUGGUAACAGGUGUAGAUGAUGGACAACGGACAACAAACACGGGAACAAUGAAUUACAUGGCACCUGAACAGGAAGGAAGCGAUUAUGGCAAGAAAGUAGAUAUCUUUCCAUUAGGAUUAAUUUUGUAUGAAAUGCUUUCCCCAUUUUCCACUCAUAAUGAGAAAUAUAAGGAAUGGCCCAACAUUAAAGAAGGCAAAUUUCCGAAAACAUUCACCAAUAAGUUUACAGAAGAGACUUCUUUAAUUAAAAAACUGCUUUCCAAAGAGCCAACUCAAAGACCAUCAGCAGCUGAUAUUUUGAAAAUCCUAAAAGGCCAGCAUCAUAACCCACACACUUGUUAGUGAAUUUGUCAAAGCACAGGUUUUUGGUUAAUGUUUCUUUUGCUUUUCCUGAUGCCUGAACUCAGUGUGAAUAGAGAUUGCGAGACUCAUUUAAGUGUGAAGGAUUGGGUUUGCUCCUUAUACCUUGCUAUAAUAUUUGGGAUCUCCUGAAAAGUCAAAGAAUGCAAAGAACUUCAGUGAAAUGGGAAGAUCUAAUGGAAAUGAAAAGAGUGCCUUUUAUGAACUUUGCAAGAACUUUGCGAGAUCUUAUCCUGUGUGCAAACACAUAAUGACAAUUUGAUAUAUCUGGAUUUUUUUUCCCAAAGAGUUUUAAUGUGCCAUUCCAAUACUGUUGUUAUUAAGUUUAAUAUUGACUAGGGAAGUUAAUACUAUUCUUCUAACUCGUGGAACUACUUGUAAUCAAGUGUUGCUAUUUUUUGCUUUGUGAAAAAUAGUACUAUGACUAAUCUGCAGCUUUAUGACUGAGUAUUUACUUUCAGAUUUUUUGAAUCUUUGCAAAUAAAUGCUAUUGGAGCUUCAUGUAGAUACUACAGUACUGAUUUAUAAAAAGGUUAUAGAUGAUAUGGUUUGGUUUCUUUUGCAGAACCAUAAAUCAACCUUUUAACUUGCAAU